Molecule: messenger RNA, 16227 nt
Organism: Trichoderma atroviride IMI 206040
Lineage: Eukaryota; Fungi; Ascomycota; Sordariomycetes; Hypocreales; Hypocreaceae
Source: RefSeq, a predicted model, not a curated record
UCUUAUCAUAUCAUGGCGAGCAAUGAAGAUUUACAGAAAAUCUGGGAGUGGAACGCCAUUGUUCCAAGAUCAAUACCGAUAUGCAUACACGAUAUUAUUUCGAAAGUAGCUCGAGAGCAGCCGGAUGAGCCAGCCGUUUGUGCUUGGGACGGCGAGUUGACGUAUAGGGAGUUGGAUGAGCUCUCAACGGCCCUGGCAUGCCAGCUGAACGCCCUCAGCCUUGGGCAGGGGAUUGUUCCUCUCUGCUUUGAGAAAUCAGUAUGGAUGCCUGUGGCCAUGCUUGCCGUUUUUAAGGCUGGAGCCGCAUGCGUUGCACUUGAUGUGACCCUACCAGAGGAGCGGCUCCGAGGCAUUGUAAAGCAAGUGCAGCCAAAAGUCAUUCUUUCAUCAUUCCCAAACAGGGUUAAAGCCUCCCGAGUAGCUGGAGAUGACAUCCCGCUUCAAGUGGUCGAUAAAUCCAGCAUUCUCAAUGGGGAUCUCACACAAAUGGGUUCUGGAACGGACCAUAAGCCAAUACUGCCGCCCGUAAAUCCUUCGGAUCUACUUUAUCUAGUAUUUACGUCAGGAAGUACGGGCGUGCCCAAAGGAGCAAAACUAAGCCACGGAAACCUCGCCAGUGCUUUACACUACCAGAGCGAAAAGUUGUGCUUCAGUCCAACGAGCCGGGUACUAGAUUUCGCCUCUUAUGCCUUUGACAUAGCUUGGUUCAACUUCAUCUUCACACUAUGCUGUGGAGGCUGCCUAUGUAUAGGGUCACAUGAGGAGAUGCGCAAUGACCCAGCGGCUUGUAUACAACGAUAUAGAGUCAAUUUUGCCCAUCUUACGCCUUCUCUCACACACAUCGUUUCCUCGGAAGCUUUAUCUCAGCUAGACAUUCUAGUAACUAGCGGAGAGGUCCUGACCGCCUCUCAUGCGGAGAAGAUUUCACUGCCGAAGAAAAUCAUUAAUGCUUACGGUCCUGCAGAGUGCACUCCGCAUGCUACUGCUUCGGUCAUUCAGAAAGACCAAAUGCUGCAUCCGCCAAUUGGCAGGGGCCAUGGUGCAUGCACUUGGGUGGUAGACUUGACUGAUGAGAGUCGUCUGGUGCCUAUAGGAGAAGAGGGCGAGCUGUGGCUUGAAGGCCCGCUCGUAGGGGAAGGAUAUCUCAACGAUGAAGAGAAGACUUCAUCUGUCUUCGUGAUUGAUCCGUCAUGGCUUUUGAGCGGUGUGCCGUCAAAGGCCGGCCGUCAUGGCCGUCUGUAUAAGACUGGUGAUAUUGUGCGCCAGAAUGAAGACGGUACAUUCAUGUUCAUCCGCAGAAAAGAUGCCCAAGUGAAGAUUAACGGCCAACGGGUAGAGCUUGGUGAAGUGGAAUACCAUGUCAGACGUUUACUACACGGAAGUUGUCAGCUGGUGGCCGAAGUGAUAAAACCACAAAAUUCCAGCAGUGCAAUUCUUGCCAUAUUUAUCUGCAUCGAUGAAUUUGAAAGCAAAGAUAAAGACGCUCUAAAGGCAUCUGUGGCGACUCUAACGCAGGGAGUUGACGGACUCCUUGCUCAAGUGGUGCCAUCAUACAUGAUACCCUCCGCAUACAUUCCCAUAAAAGAUAUCCCGAUGACAGCAACAGGGAAAACAGAUCGGAAAGUCUUGCAUGAAAUCGGCAGCAGUUUCACGACUGUUGAGCUGGCAGCGCUUCAUCCCACACGACAGACCGAAUUUCAGGCGCCUAGAACCGAGGCUGAAGAAAAGAUGCAAAGUUGGUGGGCCACAGUGCUAGGAAUCGAGGCCUCAGCAAUCAGCCUCGAUGAUAAUUUCCUUCACAUCGGUGGUGACUCUAUCCAAGCCAUGAAGCUUGUCGGAAUUACACGCCAGGAGGGGUUGGUUCUAACAGUGGCCGACAUAUUUAAACAGCCUCGUCUAUUUGACCUUGCUCGGCUGAUGAACAACUUCGAUCACGAAGCUAAGCCGGCCAAUGAACCAGUAGCCCCCUUUUCCCUCCUUGGAAAUGGAGUAAACUUGCAUGAUGCCCGGCAGCAAGUCGCGUCCCUGUGUGGCCUUGAUGCUGCUCAAAUUCAAGACAUCGUACCCUGCACCCCAUUACAAGAAGGGCUACUUGCCAUGACAGUGAAGCGGCCAGGCGAUUAUACAUCGGAAAGGAACUUUACACUUCGGCCUGGAUUAGACAUAGACAGGUUCAAAAAGGCUUGCGAAGAUGCUGUCGCCAUUCUGCCCAUCCUGCGGAUGCGAAUCUUUGACUUGCCUGGUAUUGGGCUUGUACAGGCGAUUCUAUAUGAGACUAUCUCAUGGGAAUCAACUGAUAAUAAGGAUUAUAAUGUACCAAGUACAUCCAUGGCGCUUGGCGAUAAGUUGACUCGAUUUUAUUUGAGUAUUGAUCGCGGCCUUGGAACUGUUUUUAAGUGGAAGAUGCAUCAUGCACUCUAUGAUGGAUGGUCGGUACCUCUGAUGUUGGAUGCCAUUGAAAAAGCAUACCAAGGAGAAAAGGUCGAGACAGUGCCGUUUCAGAGAUUUAUCCACUACAUUCAAAACAUAGACAAGAAAGCAGCUUUCGAUCACUGGGAUAAAUACUAUCAGUUGUCGCAAGCCACAAUUUUCCCGGCCACUCCUUCGCCAGCAUAUUCACCGAAUGUUGACGAAAUCAUCGAACAUCGCUUCGCAAAUAUAACCUGGACGAAAACAGAUAUCACAGCAUCUACCGCUAUUAGAACGGCCUGGGCAAUGCUUCAGGGAGCUUAUACAGGUUCAAGCGACGUUGCUUUUGGUGCCACUGUGACCGGUCGGCAGGCAGCGGUUUUGGGCAUUGAGAAAAUGGCAGCGCCCGCUAUUGCUACCGUCCCUGUUCGAGUUGUUUGGGAGUCUAAUCAGACUCUGAAUGAGCUAUUGCAGCUAGUCCAGCAGCAGUCAAUAGACGGAAUCCCAUACGAGCAGAUUGGCCUACGGGAAAUCCGCAAGGUUAGCCAAGAUGCAGAACGCGGUUGCAACUUCCAAACUCUCCUCGUGGUGCAGCCGCCUGGACUGGUUACAGAUCAAAGUGAAAUUUUUGAAUUAGUAUCCGAACACACGGGCGCAUUGAAUGGUUUCAAUACUUAUGCUCUACAGCUUAUAUGCACUCUCUUAGAGGAUGGCUUACAUGUCAGCAUCAGCUUUGACUCGUCCACUAUUAGUAGGGCAGAAUCAGGGAGACUUGUCACGCAAUUUGAGCAUAUAGUACGGAUGAUUUGCGAUGAAGAAAUGCGAGCAAAGAAGUUGCAUGAACUCAACAUCCUUAGCAACAAUGACUUGCAGGAGAUUUGGAGUUGGAAUGCGCAGCUGCCAGAAACGGUAGACGGUCUGAUUCACAAGAGUAUCGAGAAAAUGGCAAUCCAGCAACCAAACUCGACAGCAAUACGGGCUUGGGAUGGAGUAUUGACCUACGGGGAACUUGAUUCUAUUGCUUCGAGACUUGCACUAUAUCUUGCAAACAAAGGAGUGCAUGCAAACGUGCUCGUCCCUUUAUGCUUCGAAAAGUCCAUGUGGACAGCAGUCGCAAUGCUUUCUGUGAUGAAGGCGGGCGCGGCUUCACUACUACUUGACAUUAAUCAGCCAGAAGAACGGCUGCGGACGAUAAUACGCCAGGUUAACCCGCAUAUCAUCCUCUCGUCCACCGAUAAUGCAGCCUUGGCCACUCGAUUGAGCGAUGCUCCUGUCGAGGUGGAAGUCAUAAGCGAAGCAACACUAGACACCCUGAGUGCUGGUUCUCACAUUACUUCGCAAGAAGGUAUGAGAGAUAUCAUGGUAUCGCAGUCGCCUCUGGAUCUAUUAUACGUUGUCUACACAUCGGGCAGCACGGGUACCCCAAAAGGAGUCAAGAUUUCGCAUCAGAACUUUUCAAGUGCUGUAAAACACCAGCAGACUGAGCUCGGCUUUAAUUCAUCAAGUCAGGUGCUUGAUUUUGCCUCUUACGCCUUUGAUAUGGCAUGGUCGAACUUUAUAUUCACGCUGUGUACUGGUGGCUGUCUUUGCAUCGGAUCGCAGGGCGAAAUGCGAGACGACCUCGCAGGUUGCUUGAAAAGAUAUCAGAUCACCUUCAUCCAAUUAACUCCCUCGCUUGCCAGGACCAUCGAUUCUACCGUUCUUUCGCGGUUGGAUGUUCUUCUUCUGGCUGGAGAAGGGCUCUCCAUGACAGACGUCGAUCACGCCUCUGUUGCAAAAAAGCUUCUGAAUGCGUACGGCCCUGCGGAAUGUUCUGUAUGUGGAACAGCGUCAAAUCUGAAGACUCAUACCAAAGGCCUGCCACCGAUUGGACGGGGCAUUGGCCAGUGCACAUGGGUAGUCGAUCCAGAAGACCAAACAAAACUCGUCCCUAUUGGCGUCGAAGGUGAAUUAUGGCUAGAAGGCCCGCUAGUUGGCCAAGGCUAUUUUAAUAACGAGGAGCAAACAGCGGCUGCGUUUAUGCAAGACCCCGCCUGGCUUCUAAGCGGAUCGCGGACUGCGCCUGGCAGAAAAGGACGUCUUUACAAGACAGGAGAUCUUGUGCGGUAUACUGCCGAUGGCGCGCUUAUUUUCACUGGGCGCAAAGAUAGCCAAGUGAAGAUUAGAGGACAAAGAAUUGAGCUCGGCGAAGUGGAAUAUCAUAUUGCCAAGUUACUACCCAGUGAAUAUGGCAGCAUACAGAUAAAAGCUGAGGUGGUUGUCCCUCUCGAUGGAAAUGGCGAGAUAAUGGUGUUGUUUGUUUGCGCUUCUGGUGUCAAGGAUGACGCCACCACCAACGAGCUGAAGCUCAUCGUUCAGCAAAUCAAGAGUGAAGUCGACCGGCAUUUGACUGAGAUUCUUCCGUCAUAUAUGAUCCCUUCUGCGUUUGUGCCGAUUGCAACUUUACCUUUGACUCCCACAGGCAAAAUUGACAGGAAAGUCUUGAAGAGAAUUGGUAGUGAGAUCACUUUGAAAACGUUGUUGGAGUUCCAACAAAACUCACAAGCUGAGAGAAAGCCGCCCAGCACAGAAGCCGAAGAGCAGAUGUGUAACAUGUGGGCGACUAUUCUUGGUAUUGAUCCAGAAGAAAUCAGCACAGAUGACAGCUUCCUACGCAUUGGUGGCGAUUCAAUUCAGGCUAUGAGACUACUCGUCAGAGCAGCAAGAGAAGAAGGCCUAUCUAUUACAGUUGCCGACAUUUUCAAGCAUCCCCAGCUUUGGGAGCUUGCUCAAGUGGCUACAACUGUAGAGUGCGCCGAGCUAGACGAUCAAAUACAGCCAUUCUCCCUGCUCAACGUGGGGCUCAGUGAGGACGAAAUUCGACGCGCUGUAGCAGCAUUAUGCGGGGUUGAAUCAGCUCAAAUUCAGGAUGUGUUCCCCUGUACUUCCCUACAGGAGGGGCUUUUAGCAUUAACUGAAAAGGAAUUCGGUGACUACGUCUCUCAAAACGAGUACACGCUACAACCAGGAACAGACACAGAAAGAUUCAAGGAGGCAUGUGAGACUGUUUUUGAUGCAUUUCCUAUCCUCCGAACUCGUAUCGUGGAUCUACCUGGCAAAGGGCUGGUACAAGUAAUCAUUGACGAAACCAUUCAGUGGCAGACAAAUGAGGCGGGAAGUACGGGUUUCGGCAGGAAGCUCACGCAAUUUUGUCUAACUGUAGGCAAAGAUUCUUCCGUCCGUUUUUCGUGGGAGAUUCACCAUGCUCUGUAUGAUGGCUGGACAUUUCCCCUCCUGCUCAACGCCAUUUCCAGUGCAUAUGAAGGCAAAAGGCAGUUUUCGACUACCCCCUUCCAAGCAUUCAUCCGCCACCUCCAAAAUAUUGACAGAGGGGCAGCACAUGAUUUCUGGCAAGCUCAGUUUAAAGGCAUUCGUGCAUCACCUUUCCCACCUCGCCCUUCGGUGCAGAAGCCGCGAGUUGCUGCUGUUAUUGAUCGGGAAAUUAUCAAUGUCCAGUGGCCUGAGACUGAUAUCACAGCGUCCACAGCUAUUCGCGCGGCUUGGGCUCUUGUACAAGGCUCUUGCACGGGAUCAAGCGAUGUUUUGUUCGGUACUAUUGCUCUUGGUCGACAGCUUCCAGUUCCUGGGAUUGAACAGAUAGCAGGACCAACUAUUGCGACAACUCCUGUGCGAAUAGUCCUAAACCCCAGUGUACAGACAGUGGGAGACUACCUUCACGAAGUACAGCAGCAGGCAGUAAACUCUCUGCCUUAUGAACAAAUCGGCCUCCAAGAAAUCCGCCGAGUGAGCCAGGAAUCAGAGUAUGCCUGCGACUUUUCCACUUUACUUGUUAUCCAGCCAGAAGGCCAAAGUCAACUAUCAACCAAGCUAUUUGAAACAACAUCCGAUGAUGAUGCUUGGCUGAGAAAUCUCAGCACAUAUCCGCUGCUCGUCAUUUGUGGGCUUCAAGAUCAAGGCGUCAACAUACGCCUUAGCUUCGACUCAACGAUCGUAGCAGCCGACCGUGUGCAGAGGAUAGCAGAGCAAUUUGAACACGUCUUGCAACUGGUCUGCUCUGAAGAGCAAACACAAAGAAAGCUUGAUGACCUUGAUCUCACAACGACCCAAGAUGUACAAGAUAUCUGGAAGUGGAACGCAACAGUUCCCGAGACAUUGGACGCAUGUGUGCACAAUCUCAUCGCUGAAACUAUAGCCAAGCAUCCAAAUUCUUUGGCAGUCGAUGCAUGGGACGGAACACUAACAUAUAAAGAGCUUGACCACCUUUCUAACCAGGUAGCAAUCCAGCUCGUCCAAGCCGGAAUUAAGCCAAAUAUGCCUGUGCCUCUAUUGUUUGAGAAAUCCAUGUGGAUGCCAGUAGCCAUCAUUGGUGUCAUGAAAGCGGGAGCAACCUCUGUUGCAAUGGAUAGCAGCCAGCCGGAAGAGAGACUGAAAGUCAUCAUCCGCCAAGUCCAGCCAAAAGUUAUUCUUUCUUCGGCUUUAAACGCAACACUAGCAUCUCAGCUGAGUGAAACAGAAGUGCAAGUACACAUCGUCUGCAAAGAAACCAUUGGGCUUUUGCGUACUACAGCAGAAACCACUGCAGACUUGCGAGCUUUGGAAGAUCUAGGCCGCCCAUCACAUUCUUUAUACAUAAUAUUUACGUCAGGAAGUACGGGCGUGCCCAAAGGAGCGAGAGUGUCGCAUCAAAGCUUUGCAAGCGCCAUGAAACACCAAAUGAGUGUGUUUGACUUCAACUCAACAAGCCGCGUCAUUGACUUUGCAUCCUAUGCCUUUGAUAUGCUAUGGACAAACUAUCUCUUUACCUUUUAUGCCGGGGGAUGCCUUUGCAUUAGGCCAAAGAGCGAACUACAAAAUGAUCUUGCUGGCUGCCUGCGGAAACACCGAAUCUCAUACGCCUUCCUCACACCUUCGCUGGCGAGGACUAUUGAUGCAUCAGUCCUUUCCCGGCUGGAUGUCUUGGCCUUUGGUGGGGAGGGUCUGCUACUGUCUGAUGUUACCCGAUGUGCCGAUGUAGGUAGAAUCGUGAAUAUCUAUGGCCCUUCAGAGUGCACUCCCUGCAGCACAGCGGCCGUUAUCACGGACCUCACAUUGCCGCCACAGAUUGGCAACGGGCAGGGACAGUGUACUUGGAUUGUCGAUCCUCAAAACGGUCAAAAAUUGGUUCCUAUUGGAGUUGAAGGAGAACUCUGGCUUGAAGGCCCUCUAGUGGGCCAAGGGUAUCUUGACGACAGACAAACUCUAGCUACAUACGAGGAUGACCCAGUUUGGUUACUUCGAGGGGCACCUGGUGUAUCUGGCAGACGAGGGCGGCUCUACAAGACUGGAGAUCUAGUGCGCUAUGAUUCAGAUGGCACGCUAAUCUUUUGUGGCCGCAAAGAUUCCCAAGUCAAGAUAAGAGGCCAGCGAGUUGAACUCAGUGAAGUGGAACACCAUGCGCGCCAGCACCUUCUCAAUAACGGCGAGGAUGUACGCCUUAUUGCAGAGAUAAUUGUUCCCAAAUGCAGUGACAAUGCCCUCUUGGUCAUGUUCAUCUGCCUUCCAGGCUUCGAUAUGGAGAUAGCAACAGAUGAAAAGCUAAAAGCCCAAGUUUCAGCUUUAGCAGAGCCGUUACAAGAGCAGCUAUCAAAGAAGAUACCAUCAUACAUGGUUCCAUCAGCUUUCAUUCCUGUUCCAGCGAUGCCUAUGACAGGGACUGGAAAGACAGAUAGAAAGGCGCUGCGAGAGAUUGUUAGUAAGCUAACUCUGGAGGAGCUUGCGGCAAUGCAGCCACAAAGGCAAAGGUCAUAUAGAGAGCCUCAGUCGACGUCAGAAAAGAGGCUCCAAGCUUUAUGGUCAACAGUCCUCGGAAUUGAUGCUUCAAGUAUCAGUGCAGAUGACAGCUUUCUAAGAAUCGGAGGAGACUCGAUCCAAGCAAUGCGACUUGUUGCAGCGGCUAGAGAACAAGACUUGGCUUUGACAGUAACGGAUAUUUUCGAGCAUCCAGAGCUAUCCGACUUGGCGCAAUUGAUGAAGGGAGAGAGUGAUAUGAUCACAACAGAUAUUACACCUUUCACGCUUCUCAGCGAAAGCAUCAAUCGCUCCACUCUAGCGCAGCAGGCAGCGUCUCUUUGUAAUGUGCAAGCUACACAGAUUCUAGACAUAUUCCCAUGCACACCGUUGCAAGAGGGGCUUCUAGCCAUGACCGAGAAGCAUUCUGGAGACUACAUCUCCCGAAACGUCUAUAGUCUAGAGCCAGAGAUCGAUUUAGAGAGAUUCAAGGCCGCUUGUGAACGAGUGGUUGAUUCCUUUCCCAUCCUUAGGACGCGGAUCAUCAACCUACCCGGAGAAGGACUUGUCCAGGUAGUAGUUGACGAGCGUGUACAAUGGAAUCUCCAACAAGAUCAUAUAGGUCUUGGUACAAAGCUCAGUUCGUUUGGAUUACACCAUGAAGGUACAAUUACGCAGUUUCAUUGGACAAUUCACCAUGCUUUAUACGACGGAUGGUCAUUCGGCAUGAUGUUGGAUGCAAUCCAGAAGGCGUACAAUGGAGGAGAGGAUCCAACGACAGUCGCAUUUCAGAGAUAUAUCCAAUAUAUCCAAGAGGCAGACAAUUCUGCAGCAAUUCACUUCUGGCAGCAUCAAUUUGAGGGGGGUCGCCCGGCUAUAUUCCCUCACUUGUCAUCCUUGGCGCAUAUACCUCGAGCAGAUACUCUCCUUCGACAUGAGAUUUCAUCUAUCGGUUUCCCCAAAACAAAUGUCACAGCUUCCACUGCAAUCAAGGCUGCCUGGGCUUUAGCCCAAGGAAUUUUCACUGACUCGGACGAUGUCGUAUUUGGCACUACGGUAACAGGAAGGCAAAUACCCGUUCCAGGCGUGGAGCAAAUCGCGGCGCCCCUCAUCGCCACAGUGCCUGUUCGCGCCACGCUGGAUCCGAACAUCCACGUAUCACGUCUUUUAGAGGAUAUGCAGCGGCAAUCGGUUGAGUCCAUACCAUAUGAGCACAUUGGUCUUCAAGAGAUACGCAAGGUCAGCCCUGAAGCACAGCAGGGAUGUGAUUUCCAAACGUUGCUUGUCAUCCAGCCAUCGGAAAUAGAGCAGAUUCCGGAGGCAGUCUUCAAGCCUGUCGACAUGGCGGAACAAGACAGCAGCCAAGCCAGUGCAUUUUCUACAUAUGCACUAGAACUCGUUUGCGUCCUACAGCAAGAAGGUCUUGCUCUGAUGUUGAGCUUUGAUUCAAGAAUAGUCCAACCGCAAGAGGCUAAGCGAAUAGUGAACCAAUUCGAGCACAUGUUGCGUUUAGUAUGCGCCUCGAGCCAGCAGGGACUAAAGCUGAACGAGGUUCAAAUCUCCAGUGAGCAGGACAUAGAAGAUAUUUGGAAGUGGAACGCCGCUGUUCCGCCCCUAAAUGAGACGUGUGUCGACAGCCUACUGUCUCAAACGGCGCGCAAACAGCCCAAUGCGCCGGCCAUCCAUGCGUGGGAUGGACAGCUUUCAUACGGAGAGCUUGAGCUACUGUCAUCACGACUAGCUGCACACCUGAUGAGAGAAGGCUUUAAACCUGGUGUUGUAGUACCCCUUUGCAUCGAAAAGUCUGUCCUCAUGCCUGUUGCUAUGUUCGCGGUCAUGAAGCUCGGGGCUGCUUCUGUUGCUUUAGAUGUCAAUCAACCAAAGCAUCGGCUGCGAAGCAUAGUACAGCAAGUCCAGUCCAAUGUCAUUCUCGCAUCUGCUACAAAUAAAGACAUUGCCAUGGAAGUAGCCGACCAAUCCACCAAAGUAGUCAUCAUCAGCACAGCAUUCUUGGACGCUUUGAUGGAAGCCGAAACCUCUCAGUCUCAGAGCUUAGAGCAUGUGACUGUCCAGCCCUCUGACCUGUUAUACGCUGUCUUUACGUCAGGAAGCACGGGUUUGCCAAAAGGUGUCUUAAUAUCUCAUCAGAAUAUCGCGUCCACUCUGGUAGAAGACGUAGAGACACUCGGCUUCAAGCCUGACGGAAGAGUCCUCGAUUUCGCCUCUUAUGCUUUUGACAUGUCUUGGUUCAACUUUUUAUUCACUCUUUAUACCGGUGGAUGCCUCUGUAUUGGCUCACAAGAAGAGAUGCACAACGAUCUUGCCGCUUGCAUUGAGAAAUACAACGUUAGCUACAUCCAGCUGACCCCAUCGCUUGCACGAUCGGUUGACUUACAAAGCCUGUCAAACGUCGAUGUUCUAGCUCUGGCGGGAGAAGCUCUGAGUCCGAAUGAUGCCGAGUAUUUCUCGUCACUGGAUAAUUUGCAUGUUGUGAAUAUUUAUGGACCUGCAGAAUGCACUCCUUGCAGUACUGUUUCAGUCAUUACUGAUGCAAAUAAGACUGAGCCUCCAAUUGGUAGAGGACGUGGACUACGAACAUGGGUCGUCGACCAGCAAACAGGAAGUCGCCUGAUGCCUAUUGGUACUGAAGGAGAGCUAUGGCUAGAAGGUCCAUUAGUAGGCCAUGGUUAUUUCAACGAUCAGAACGGGCAGACCUCGGCGGCAUUCACUGACAAUCCUACCUGGCUAUUACAAGGCUCAAGAAGUGUAUCUGGGAGGCGUGGCCGCCUAUACAAAACAAGAGAUUUGGUGCGAUAUAACGCAAACGGCGAGCUUGUUUUUAUUGGACGAAAAGACUCGCAGGCGAAAAUAAGAGGUCAGCGUGUGGAACUGGCAGAGGUUGAGCACCAUGUCAAGGAGCUACUUCCGAGCAACGAGGGUCUUCAGGUCAUAGCUGAAGUGGUCACUCCUCGUAAUUCGACCAGCCAGAUACUGAUUGCGUUCAUCUAUCUGAAACCAUCCAUCCAUGAAGAUACAGAUUUUACGACAUUAUUGGCGAAUUUGGACAGCCGACUUGCUGACAGGGUUCCAUCCUACAUGGUUCCCGCUGCGUUUGUGCCGCUUACUGCUAUUCCGAUGACAGCAACUGGGAAGUCUGAUAGAAAGGCUCUGCGCGAAAUGGGCAAUCGGCUGGCUAUAGAAGAUAUAGCGGCAUUGCACGUCUCACCACAGACAGAUGAGUCAAAAACGCCACUUACUGCUGGAGAAAGACGUCUGCGACAACUAUGGGCAUCGGUAUUAAAUGUCGAUUCUAUUCUUAUUGAUGCAAACACCAGCUUUCUUCGCAUUGGCGAUUCGAUACAAGCUAUGAGGCUUGUGGCAAUGGCUAGAGAGCAGGGCGUGCUUCUGACUGUUGCUGAUAUUUUCAAGCAGCCCCGAUUAUGUGACCAAGCCAAGCACUUGAAGUGGAAUGACAAAAUCUCCGAGGAGGAAGUAAUAGCUCCGUUUUCUCUUCUUAAAGAGGGAAUCACAACUAAGUUUGCCCAACAACAAGCAGCAUCGCUCUGUAACGGUUCAAGCAGUCAGAUCGAGGAUGUGUUACCAUGCACGCCGCUACAAGAAGGACUCUUGGCAAUGACGCAGAAGCGGAGUGGCAACUACAUUGCCCACAUUGAGUUUCUUCUCCAGCCUGACAUAGAUCUCGAACGAUUCAUUCAGGCUUGUGAAGAUGUAUCAACGGAAAUGCCAAUACUUCGAACACGAGUCAUUAACCUUCCUGGGCAGGGGCUUGUUCAAGCCAUCGUUGACGAACCAAUUCAGUGGCAAGAUGAAAACAGUUUAGACGCAUUUUCUUGCUCAUCAGCUUCGGAUACCAUGGGACUUGGAACAAGACUUAGUCAAUUCGGAUUAACAAACGGUGAAGAUGGAAGUCUUUUUUCGUGGACCAUACAUCACGCACUAUACGAUAACUUUCUUGUUUCAAUGGUCUUGGAUGCAAUUGACAAGGCAUAUCGAGACGAACAAAGAAUGCAGUAUAUUCCAUUCCAGCGAUUCAUCUCCCACAUUCAUGAUACGGAUGAAUCCGCCGCUAUCAAUUUCUGGAAAGGAUGCUUUGAUGGAUCCCAGGCAGUCGUCUUUCCUCAACUGCCCUUGCCAGGAUAUGCUCCUUCAACGGAUAAAGCGCUUCACACAGCCAUCACUAAUGUCACAUGGCCAAAUACAGAUGUGACUCCAGCUACACUUAUUCGGACUGCGUGGGCACUGUUGCAAAAAUUACACACGAGCUCAGAUGACGUCGUAUUUGGCUGCACUGUUACUGGCCGACAAGCCGCAAUACCAGGAGCAGAACGUAUCGCUGGUCCAACUGUAGCCACAGUGCCAAUCCGGAUCCAGUUUCCAGAGAAAUCAGACAUGACUAUCGAAGAGCUGCAGGCGCAAGUACAGCAACAGAGCAUAGACUCGAUACCUUUUGAGCAAAUGGGGCUUCAAAAUAUCCGCAAAAUAAACCAAGAUGCAGAGCGCAGCUGCAAUUUCCAAACUUUGCUCGUAGUUCAACCAGCAAACUUGGAUGGUCAAGCCAGCAUCUUCAAAUCUCUUGAGUCUCCUCGGGCCCAACCAGAAGUUGGCGUGUCGUCCACCUACGCUCUAGAGGUUGUCUGCGACAUCAAUCCUCACGGACUGUCUGUGAAGCUCAAUUAUGAUUCAAACGUGAUGGACAAUGAGAAGAUUACAAGAAUGCAAGAGCAGUUUGAACAUAUCCUCCGAAUCUUAUGCGAGGAAGCCCAUCAAAAAACUUUACUCCGGAAUUUGAGCUUGAUUCCCCAAAGCGAUCUCGAGACUGUUUGGAAUUGGAACGUAUCUGUGCCCGAAACAGUGCAGGUCUGCAUACAUGACAUUGUCUCUGCCGUAGCGCAAAAACAGCCAUUUGCGCCGGCGAUAUGCGCUUGGGAUGGUGAACUCACUUAUAUGGAAUUGGAGUCAUUGGCAUACAGUCUCUCUCUUAGAUUAACAGCAAUGGGCAUUGGGCCACGUGUAAUAGUGCCUCUAUGUUUCGAAAAGUCAAUGUGGACAGCAGUUACUGCGUAUGCCGUUUGGAAGACGGGCGCAGCUUGCUUCUUGGUAGAUACCAACCAACCAGAAGACCGGCUCCAGUCGAUCAUACAACAGAUACGCCCAAAAGCGAUACUUGCAUCAGCCGCGAAUAAAGCACUGGCUUACCGGCUCCAGGAAGCUGCCGCUGGAAUACAACUCCUCGACGUCACAAGAUUUUUCGAAGACAUCCUUACCAACGGCAUUCCCACAAACGACCUUCAGCUGCCGCACCCAGUGACGAAAGCAAAACCAACGGAUCUACUUUAUGUCGUAUAUACGUCAGGCAGCACCGGUACGCCCAAGGGAGCUACAGUAUCGCAUCAGAAUUUCGCUAGUGCAAUACAUCAUCAGACGGGACGCCUGGGCUUUAGCCCGACAAGCCGAGUCCUAGAUUUUGCGUCUUAUGCGUUCGACAUGUCGUGGUCUUGUAUACUGUUUGCUCUUUGCAAUGGAGGCUGUCUUUGUGUAGGCUCUCAGACAGAAAUGCGAAACGAUUUGGCCGGCUGCUUCCGCCGCUAUCAAAUUUCGCACGUCUCGUUGACACCUUCAGUUGCUCGGACGGUAGAUCCAACGGCGAUGUCAGGCCUAGAAGUCUUGUUAUUAGCUGGCGAAGCAAUGUCCCCAUCGGAUGUCAGCCGCUUCAAAGAGAUACCUAUGCUAUUGAACGCUUAUGGUCCCUCAGAGUGUUCUAUUUGUGCGACAGCAGCCAAUGUUGGCCAGUUCAGCUCAGGCUCCGCUGUUUCAAUCGGCAAAGGUGUUGGGCAAAGAACUUGGGUGGUUGAUCCAAGCAACGGCAACUAUCUCGUGCCUAUCGGGGUUGAAGGAGAGUUAUGGUUAGAAGGCCCAUUGGUUGGUCAAGGUUAUCUCAAUGACGAAGAACGCACUUCAGCUGCGUUUGUUCAUGAUCCGUCUUGGCUGCUCCAGGGGAUACCAGAAUUGGGAAUAUCCGGCCGAAGGGGGCGCCUUUACAAAACAGGAGAUAUAGUACGCUAUCAGACGGACGGCGCCCUAACUUUUGUUGGCCGCAAAGACUCACAAGCAAAAAUUCACGGCCAGCGGCUGGAACUUGGUGAGGUUGAGUAUCAUGUACAACAACUGCUUCCCCAAGAUCAAGAGGUGCGAGUUGUCGCUGAGAUCAUAAAUCCACGUGGAGGUAGCGCUAUGUUAGCAAUGUUCAUCAGCAUGCCCGGGAUUGAUCAGCCGCAAGCACGAGUUGCCGAUAUAGCAAGCCAAAUAAGGCAGAGGCUGGCCAAAAUAGUCCCGUCGUAUAUGGUCCCUUCAGUCUUUAUACCUCUUGCUACCAUCCCUACGACAGUAACAGGCAAAAUUGACCGCAAGACACUCAAAACAAUCGGCGGUGCCCUUACAGCGGAAGAGCUGGCAGCGCUUGAUCCGAAGAGGAGCCAACAACAGCGUCUGCCUGUCACAGCUGUAGAAAAGCAAAUGCAAUACCUAUGGGCAUCGAUUCUAGAUAUUGAUGCAUCCAGCAUAUACCUCGAUGACAGCUUUUAUACGGUCGGCGGUGAUUCUAUCCAGGCAAUGAGGCUGGUGGUUGCGGCGCGAGAACAGGGCCUGUCGCUUACUAUUGCAGACAUCCUAACAUCAUCAAGCCUCUCUGAGCUCAUUCACUUGGAAAGUUCGGAUGAAGAGGAUGGUCAAAGUCUUAUUGAUGAUACAGCUACGUUGCCAUUUUCUCUUCUUGGCAGCUCACUUUCCAUCAGUUCCCUUCUAGAAACGGUGCCGAAACUUUUGGGCCCCGAUAUCAUAUCGUUUACUGAUGUGUAUCCUGUCACUACUGUCCAAGCCGAUUUCAUUGAAAUGGCAAUGCGAAAAAACCCUCUGAGCUGUGCAGCGAUGUACUUUGACUUCUCCAGCGAUAUGACAGACGUGGAGCUGGUCACGGCGUGUUCAAUACUGUGGGAGAAAUUCGAUAUUCUCCGCGCCAUCUUUAUUCAAUACGAGGGCGCUUUCUUCCACGUCAUUUCGGACGCGAUAGAAGUCCCUGUGUGUAUUCAUCCAAUGGAGCGAGAUCUCGAAUCUUCACAACUUCAUUCGAGAAUACUCUCGCAGCCGUUGCAACUCGGAAACCCGUUUACCAUGUUUCACAUCCAGAGAUCGUAUCAGGGUCCCGUGCGACUGACAAUAAGAAUAGCCCACGCACAAUACGAUGGACUGAGUCUUGGUCCGCUGUUAACCACUCUCUCCGCUCUCUUGUCCCAUCAACUGCCACCGUCAGUUCCACAGUUUUCGCGAUACAUCAAGCAUAUCCAAUACCUGGAAGAAAAGUCAUUCCCAUUUUGGAAGGAUUUUCUCCAAAAGUCCCAGCCUUUACAAAUGCCCACACCGCGUAACCUGGAACAUUCUACGGGAAAGGCACUGCGGCUGAGCAGGACUAUCCCAGCACCAGGGAGAAUUGAUCGCACGACUUCCGCCACGGUGUUCAUCGCUGCAUGUGCACAUGCUCUAGCUAAAUUUACACACGCAAUGGAUGUGGUAUUUGGGCUCACUGUUUCAGGCCGCUCAUCCCUCAGCGCAGAGCUCAAAGAUGUCAUGGGGCCAUGCUUAAACAUAGUUCCCAUUAGAGCAAAGGUCCAGCAAGGGACAUUGCUGAAAGAUGUCAUCAGCCAGGUCCAGAAUCAACGCCAUCGCAGUGUUGCAUAUGAAGCUGCAGGGUCUAAAAACCUUCUACAGGAUUGCACAGAUUGGCCUCCAAGCUUACGACGAUACAACUGUAUCGUCCAGUUUCAGAACAUCGAUGAGAACCCUGCUCUUUUCUCCGGUCACGGGCCGCAGCUCAAUAUCGUUGCCAAGCCUGGACUGGUACAGACCAAUGACAUUUUUAUCAUCGCUAAGCCCACAAAAGAUGACUGGUCUCUCGAGAUAUCUGGGUCGGAUUCUUAUGAUCUGAAACAGCUUAGGGAGUUUCUUGACGGAGUUUGCACAUCAAUACUAGAGAUUUAG